UUUUAAAGCUCUCCCGCCAAUAUAGUUGACCGGUAACUACCGGUUAUUAGCCUUAUACCAACCGGUUAAAAAAAAACCACCCAAUAACUGGCAAAUUGAAAUCGCUCUAACCACGAACCGUCUCUGAAUCUGACCGACCACCAUUCUUCUCGCGCCGGCGAUUUCACUGUUUACAGAGAAAUCUCGAGAACCCUAACCUGGGUCUCUCUAGAUUUCUUUGAAAUUUCGAGAAUCUAGGGUUUCAAACUAAAAUCGAGUCCUUGAGUUUUCCCAAUUUAAAUCGUUAUGAGCUCUAUCAAUAUCACUAACGUCACCGUCUUGGACAAUCCUGCUCCGUUUGUGAAUCCAUUCCAGUUCGAGAUUUCUUACGAAUGCUUGACCUCUCUCAAAGACGAUUUGGAAUGGAAGCUUAUAUACGUAGGGUCAGCUGAAGACGAAACGUAUGAUCAAGUUUUGGAAAGUGUUCUUGUUGGUCCUGUUAACGUUGGGAACUAUCGAUUUGUGUUGCAGGCUGACUCUCCAGAUCCGUUAAAGAUUCGUGAGGAAGAUAUUAUUGGUGUUACUGUGUUAUUGUUGACUUGCUCAUACAUGGAUCAAGAGUUUAUAAGAGUUGGCUAUUAUGUGAACAAUGACUAUGAUGAUGAACAGCUCAGGGAAGAGCCUCCUACCAAGGUUUUGAUUGAUAAGGUCCAAAGGAACAUACUCACAGACAAACCUAGAGUAACUAAGUUCCCUAUCAACUUUCAUCCUGAGAAUGAGCAGACUCUUGGUGAUGGGCCUGCACCUACUGAACCAUUUGCUGAUUCUGUUGUAAAUGGAGAAGCUCCGGUGUUUCUUGAGCAGCCACAAAAGCUUCAGGAGAUAGAACAAUUUGAUGAUUCUGAUGUAAAUGGAGAAGCUAUAGCGUUGCUUGAUCAGCCACAAAAUCUCCAGGAGACAUGAUUCUUGUUUGACUCAAGCUUAACUGGAAACUGGAUUAGAACUAUCAUCUCAAUUCUAAUCGAAAGAUUUGUAUUUUUGUUUCUUUUAUCUGGAACUUGAACUCCAGUUGUGUUACUGUUUGUAGAAAUUUAAGUUCUUCUUGCAACAUCCCUAUACUGUGCUAUGUUCAGAGUUCUUAGUUCCCAUUCUUCUUGUUAUCCUAGUGGCUAAUGCAAGCAGAUCAUUGCAAACACUAACAAUUCACUUGAAGAUAGUUGUUUAAGAAAUGCAC
This is a messenger RNA of Arabidopsis thaliana (thale cress), 1213 nucleotides long. It is a transcript of the gene ASF1B, whose product is annotated as anti- silencing function 1b. Gene Ontology annotation, cellular component: nucleus. Bases 286 to 942 code for a protein of 218 amino acids. Gene Ontology annotation, biological process: double-strand break repair via homologous recombination; cell division; chromatin organization. Lineage: Eukaryota; Viridiplantae; Streptophyta; Magnoliopsida; Brassicales; Brassicaceae. The record is from RefSeq and is marked reviewed. The transcript has 3 exons.